AUGCAAGGAAGUCGGCAUUUUGUUAGAUCAAAUCCCUUUUUAGCGGCAUUUUUGCCCAUAAAACGACGGUGUUGCUAUUUUGACAUGUUUCGUUAUGAAAGCUUGAUUUGUUUGAUCAAAUCGGAGAUGGGGAAGAUUCCAGUGAAGAUAAAGGCGGUGGUGUACGGAUUAUCGCCGUUUCAGCAGAAGGUGAUGCCUGGUCUAUGGAAGGAACUCACCAAUAAAAUCACAACAAAGUCACCGAGAAUUGGCUUAGCGCUAUCCUCCUUGUGGGCCCCGUCGUUGGCACCUACUCGUAAUUCCACAACCCUCUCUCUCUCUCGUACGUUCAGAAUUAUAAGGAAAGAGAGAAGAUGGAGCAUAGAUAUUGAAACUAAAGUCACAACUUCGAGGACUAAAACUCAAACUUUCUUAUCAAUUUAUUUGACCGCCGUUCGAAAUUUCAAACUUCCACCUAGUCUCUUCCUUACACCAUUGAGUCGAUUUCUGAUUUUCUAG
This is a messenger RNA of Lactuca virosa, 498 nucleotides long. The record is from the annotation of a GenBank genome assembly. NCBI's taxonomy places the organism in Eukaryota, Viridiplantae, Streptophyta, Magnoliopsida, Asterales, Asteraceae.